GCUCCGUGUCCUUCACAACAGCAAACAUGGCGACGGCCACAAAAAUCAUCCAGAGGCUGCGAAACUUCUUAGCAGGGCAAGAGCUGCAAACCAAACUCCAGCUGCGAUAUGAGGAGGUCGGCAAGAGGACACAGCCUCCGCCCAAACUGCCUGUCGGCCCGAGCCACAAGUACGCCAGCAACUACUACUUCAGCAGAGACGGACGCAGACUGUCAGUCCCUGCCACAGUCAUCAUGUCAUCACAGAAGGCUCUCACUGCUGGCAGCCAAGUUGCUGAAGCCCCAAAGCCUCCAGUUACCCCAGGUGCUGUAUAUAUAGAUCCACCACUGUCCACAGACGAGCCGUACCUCUGAGCAGCAGGACAAACUCCUUCAGCGCCUACAGCCUCAUUUCUCCAGCCAGUGCUGCUGUAGAGGCCGAAACCACAGCACAUGGUUUCUGUAUCCUGUACAAUAGAAAGUGUGAAUAAAAUGUGUCCUUUGUGUAA
Molecule: messenger RNA, 487 nt
Organism: Limanda limanda (common dab)
Lineage: Eukaryota; Metazoa; Chordata; Actinopteri; Pleuronectiformes; Pleuronectidae
Gene: ndufa7
Product: NADH:ubiquinone oxidoreductase subunit A7
Exons: 4
Coding region: 27-353 (108 amino acids)
Biological process (GO): mitochondrial electron transport, NADH to ubiquinone; ATP synthesis coupled electron transport
Cellular component (GO): mitochondrial inner membrane
Source: RefSeq, a predicted model, not a curated record